This is a messenger RNA of Hermetia illucens (black soldier fly), 960 nucleotides long. Its product is annotated as peroxiredoxin-6-like. Gene Ontology annotation, cellular component: mitochondrion; cytosol. The coding region runs from base 257 to 925 and encodes 222 amino acids. The record is from RefSeq and is a predicted model, not a curated record. Gene Ontology annotation, molecular function: peroxiredoxin activity. The transcript has 4 exons. NCBI's taxonomy places the organism in Eukaryota, Metazoa, Arthropoda, Insecta, Diptera, Stratiomyidae. Gene Ontology annotation, biological process: cellular oxidant detoxification; cell redox homeostasis.
AUCCUCUCGACAAUACUAGAUAUUAGUAACGCUAUCAAAUAGAUACUGCAAAUACCAUCUUAUCAAUCGAGUGCCUCUCAACUAGGGUUUAAGCAAUUAAACUGGUUUCUAAAUGAAUAGUUAUCAGCUCGCCAAUCAUAUGUGUAAACAAAAGUCUAUGCAAGAACUGGGUCCAAGCUUUUAGUAUUAAUAUCUUCAUCAAAUAAACAACAUCUUGAAUCUAGUGUUUUGUGUAGUUCAUUAGAAUUGUGCGAAGAUGCGAUUGGGUGCAGUAAUUCCGAACUUUUCGGCUGAAACGACCGAAGGACCUAUCCAGUUUUACGAUUGGCAAGGAGACUCAUACGUUAUUCUCUUUUCACAUCCAGCGGAUUUCACGCCAGUGUGUACUACAGAAUUAGCAGAACUUGUGCAUCAUAAUGAUGACUUUGUGAAGCGCAAUGUAAAGUUGAUAGGUCAUUCGGUCGAUAGUGUAGAAAGUCAUCUGGAAUGGAUAAAAGAUAUUAAUUCAUACUGUUCGAAUUUACCCACUGAUUUUCCGUUUCCAAUUAUCGCUGAUAAAGAACGCGAUUUAGCUAUUGAACUUGGAAUGCUGGAUGAAGACCAGAGGCAUGAUAUGCAAGCUGCAAUAACCAUACGAGCACUUUACAUAGUCGGGCCUGACCAUAAAGUGAGGCUUUCAAUGUUGUAUCCAAAUGGAACAGGACGAAGUGUUGAGGAGAUCCUAAGAUGUUUGGAUUCCAUCCAGUUAACAGACAGGAUCAAAAAUGUAGCCACACCGGCAAGUUGGACUCCGGGCACAGAUGUCAUGAUUUUACCAACAGUACCGGAUGAUGAUAUUAGACGAUUGUUUCCUAGGCAAGAAAUUACUUACAGAAGAGUGCCUUCAGGACGCAGAUAUCUUAGAUAUUUUUCUAAUUUUAAUUGAAUAUAAGGGGUAAAUAAAUUGUCGGUUUCGUUUCA